Messenger RNA from Centropristis striata (black sea bass), 1423 nucleotides. RefSeq lists its product as uncharacterized. The transcript has 7 exons. NCBI's taxonomy places the organism in Eukaryota, Metazoa, Chordata, Actinopteri, Perciformes, Serranidae. The record is from RefSeq and is a predicted model, not a curated record. Bases 43 to 963 code for a protein of 306 amino acids.
ACACACACACACACACAGCUCAGUGUGCAGAGCUCCAGCAGCAUGAAGGACGUGAGUCUGCCGCGGAUCGUGGUGAUUAUUGUGUGUUCGGUGGUUUUUGUCGUCGUGUUGAUCGUGAACGCGUUGGCUGGAGCCGGCAGAGGUCCUUUCCAUGUCAGUACCGGUAACGUGUCAGGCCGCUAUGAGACCGGCAUCACUCCCGCCGGCUGGACCUUCUCCAUCUGGGGGGUGAUCUACACCUGGCUCACCCUCAUGGUCAUGUACCUCACUACUUAUGUCUUCAGGGGGUCCUGGGCCCAGUCUCUGCUGCCCUGCUCCUUCUACUUCUGCUGGCUGUCCAACCUGCUGCUCAACAUGAUCUGGCUGCUGCUGUGGGACAGAGAGAUGAUGCUUCCUGCUCUGGUGGUGCUGGUCCUGGUGGUGAUCACCAACUACAGCGCUCUGUCCACCGCCUGCUACGCCACCGAUUACUACGGUCUCUGGCUGCAGACGUACCACCGCAAGGACCUGUGCUGCCUCAGAGUCCUGGUCCAGAACGGUCUGGCUCUCUACACCACCUGGACCACCAUCGCCUCUCUGAUCAACUUCUCCAUCGUGCUCCACCUGUGGGGCGUGGACAAGAGCACGGCCGCCACCGCCUCGCUCUGCAUCCUGUUUGCUGAGGUGGUGGCAUGGUUCAUCCUGGAGAACUGGUUCCUGGACCGCUGGGUGCGUAACAUCCUGACCGUGUACCCUGUGAUCAUCGUGGCUCUGGUUGGAAACGUCCUCAGACACUUUGACCCUGAUGACCCCACUCCCAACACCGUCUUCAUGGUGGUGCUGCUGGUGGUGGCGUGCGUGCUGCUGCUGUCUCGCCUCUGCACCGUCAUCUGGAGGAACAGAUGGCGCCCGCUCUACUCGCCGGGCUCAGCACGCCUCAUGGUGUCACCGCUCGACGGCAGAACCUUCAAGAUCUUUACUUAAACAGCAGGAACUGGUUUAGAACCUCCUGCAGCCUUUAAACCCUUAAUGACAUGUUGACAUAGCGCUGUGAGGCUCCAUGAGGCUUCACAGUGCAGACGCUGUUUGACUAGUCAACAUGAUAACACGUUUCAUCUUUAAUAGACUUUUCUCCUCCUGCUGCAGCUAAGACUCUGCAGCAAUGCUAAACUUUACAUCAACUACUACAUACAUUAAUACCGUCUACAUGUCAAGCACUUUGAUAGAAAUGCAUGCAAAUGAUCUGCCUCUUGUUUUUGUAUUGCUAUUUCAAAGAAGUUUUAUUGUUGCAUUUAUGGCUUUGUUAAUAUGUAUCCAUUCACUGGCACUAGACUAGAUACUGUCAAUAUGUGUUGGCUUUUAUAAAAUGUCAUUAGAAUAAUAUGCUGAAGAGCUUUGUUGAAUUAAUUCUGAUUGGCCAAUUAAAACAUUCUUUUUUAUUUCA